Phragmites australis (common reed) is the source of this 1885-nucleotide messenger RNA. RefSeq names its product basic leucine zipper 19. Bases 656 to 1636 code for a protein of 326 amino acids. The record is from RefSeq and is a predicted model, not a curated record. The transcript is spliced from 6 exons. Gene Ontology annotation, molecular function: DNA-binding transcription factor activity. Gene Ontology annotation, biological process: regulation of DNA-templated transcription. Lineage: Eukaryota; Viridiplantae; Streptophyta; Magnoliopsida; Poales; Poaceae.
CAAAUAGGGCAUCUUUCGCAUUGGAAUGGUUGCUGUUUUCUUUGUUCUUUGGAAUGCUCAAAACUUUUAUUCCGGAGCAAACUAGUGGCGAUUAUUCAGAGCAGGGAUGAGUGAAUUCAGGGUUUUACUUGUCCAGUUGGAUUUCUAGGGUUUAUACCUCCGGCUGUGCCGCUGGUGAGAAAUUAUGGGCAGCAUUAUAAGGAACGAAAAAUUGUUUCCCAAAAUUAAAUUAUUUACCAGGGGACAUUUUACGCUGCAAGGAAUGAUGCAUUGUUUUCCGAAAUUAUCAACCUUCCAGUUGCCUGGUGUUUUUUACGGUCCGCAAAGGGUUUACACGUCUUGUGCUUUCCCCAUCCGGAGCAGAGCAGGCACGCCGCACGCACAUCUCGCCACCGCCUCCUGCUCGUCUCCUAUCCUCUCCUCGGCCGGUCCCUCCCUCUACCGACGGAUGCUCCACCUAAUUUGGCUCCUCAUUCGAGGUCCAUCCAUCCGUACGUAGAUUGGUUCCGUUAUCUCUGCUGGUUCUUCUUCUCUUUCAACGUGCAAGACAACAUAGGACUUCAAGAAGAAAAAGGAAUGGAUGCUGGAUUGGCUGUAGUUACUUAGCAGAACAAAAAGGAGAGGGCAAUCGAAGAUACGAGGGCUUGUUCUCGCCAUGUCCCGAUCACCCCACCUUCCACCCCGCUGCCCUUCGCUGGGUCCUCAACUCACUCGAAGAGAUGACAGCUUGUUCACGCAGAGCUGCAGGUUUCCAUCUGGGGAUCCGUUCUUUGGCGAGCCACCAUGUUGGCUAGACGAUCUCCUUGCAGAUUCUGGGAAAAUCCCCAACCUGCCUCCUCUCCGAAGGGCUUGUAGUGAUUCCGAUGCUAUCUUGGAUGCUCUGUCAACAUUCCAGAGCCCAAUUCAUCCAAUCAAGGAAGGUGAUCUACACCCAGGUGAUGAAGAUGAGGACUUGUCUGAUGUUGUCAAAGGUGUUGAAAGUGAUUCUGUGAUUGAGGACAGUUGUGUUUAUGGGCCAAAUUCGCCGAGACAGAAGAGUAGUCUGACUACUUCAGAGAGUUCCAUGGUAAAUGCUGUCCUUGAGAAUGUCCCUAGCAACCCCUUGCAGUACCUGGCCAUUGACGCCUCAAGUGGUGUGAAUGGUAACGUUGCCUGUGGAACUGCAGAUGCAAGUGAUGCUUUCAGCCAUCCUGAUCAAGAGAAGUCAUUUAAAAGGCGUUCAGGGCAGAGAUCUAGGGUCCGCAAACUUCAAUACAUUGCUGAACUUGAAAGAACUGUGGACUCACUUCAGAACAUGGGAGCUGAUUUGGCUGUACGAGUAGCAUCUCUUUUCCAGCUUCGCAAUGCUCUAUCAAUGGAAAACAAGCAGCUGAGGAUACAGAUUUCCAGUCUUCAGCAUGCAAAACUAAUUAAGGAUGGUCAGACGCAGGCCCUAAAGAAUGAAGCCGAGAGGAUGAAGCAGAUGUCUGCUCGUCACCGCAGGAGCAGGAGUGUCACUUCUUGUUAUGACCCAAGCCCUUUUGGAGCAGACACGUCGCCAGUCAAUUGGCAGAUGCUUGACAUGGCAAAGCUCAGCUUGAACGGCAGUCCAGCCCCCCCUAGAGGUGGCUAUGUCUUUGACAGUAGCCGGCCCUAAUCCCUCAGAAGAUUCGAGGCAUUACCCUAGAUAACAUUCCACUAACCUUACCAAACAUAGAUUCGGUGGUCUAUCUUUUACUAGGAGAGAGUAGGGAGAGUAUGCAGUAUUCGUUAACGCAGAAAAUAUACUAAGUUUAUCAGCUUAUUAUCUCUUAGUGCUGCAAUGACUCCCAGAUUUGAGAACUGAUGACAUGAAGCAAGCUUGCUUGGCUUGCCAUUUUGCGGUUGCAAUCUGCUCGUUUGAUGC